CAGCGGCGGCCCCGCCGCCCCUUACAGAGCCGUCCGAGCAGGGCCGGUGGUGCCCGAGGAGGAGGAGGAAGAAGAAGAUAGGCGGCUGAGGCGAGGGGCGCUGAGGGAGGAGGUGCCCCCUGCCCUGAGGCAGCUGCGGGGAUGCGCUGCGGAUUUGGCCGGUUCUGGCUCCCUGCAGCCUCCCCCUGGCUGUUACUGGGCUCAGGCCUGGGGCCCACUGGAGAGCACGGACAUCACAGAGAAAAGGAGACUGAGCUGAAUCCCUCCAGCAGCUUGGCAGAUACAAUGUCUGCCCCGAGUGGCAUCCCUGCCCCAUCUGCACCACCUUCUUAUGAGGAAACAACAGGAAUCAACGUGAACUAUCCCCACCCAUAUCCUGUCCCAGACCCUGGCCAGAAACCAGAUGGGAAGGGGAUGAACCCUCCUCCGUACACAGGACAGCCUAUGCCAGCAAAUAACCCUGUUACAGUUCAGACGGUGUAUGUGCAGCAACCUGUAGUGGUAUUUUAUGACCGCCCAGUUCAGAUGUGUUGCCCUUCCUGUAACCAGAUGAUUGUGACACGUCUCUCGUAUGAGUCAGGAGCAUUGACUUGGCUGUCAUGUGGUGGCCUCUGCCUGCUGGGGUGCAUAGCUGGCUGCUGCUUAAUUCCCUUUUGCGUUGAUGCCCUAAAAGAUGUGGAUCACUUCUGUCCAAACUGCAAUGCUCAUGUUGGUUCUUACAAGCGUUUAUAGGCAGUGUUUAAACAUUGAUAACUGAUUGAUUUGAAGUUGGCUAGCACCUCUGUAAGCCCCUUCUGAAACUUCAUGGAGACUUUGUGAUUGUUUCUGUGCAUCCUGUCACUGGAAACCAAUCAAAAAUAAUGUUUAUUGCUAGAUUGUUUGAAUAAGAAUUUGCUAAGAAUAAAGGAUUCUGACUUAGGUCUGUAGAAAGUACGUAUAAUCUUUAUGGGCCACCCAGUCCAGCACCAGUCCAGCACCUAAGUGUUGUCUCUCUCUGCUUUAUGCAAAACAGAUUGGUGAUGUCGGUCUAGUUCAUCUCAUGUCAGUCAUGUUGCACACUGGUGUGUUUGCUUAGAGCCUUAGCACAGACCAAGAGGAGAAUGUCUGGAGAACCAUAUAGUCUCACGCUUGGUGUUGAUGCUUUUGCAACAGCACUGUUUACAAACUGGCAGGGAGUUGCUUGCCUCUGACAGACGUGCCCCUCUGACAAAAGAAGUGGUUUUGGUCCCCAAUGUUAUCAUUUGGGCACCUUUUUAUGAGCACUAAAAUUCACUUUAAAACUUUCUCUGUGAAAGACAACCAAACCUAAAGGCUUCUUCCUUCUGGAAGCUGCAUUACCAAAUGGCGGUAAACAAUAACUCAGGUUAUUGUGCAUCAGCAGUGAUUCAAUCUAGUGCCUGAAUUUCCUUGCCAGUUUUGAGUCCAGACGUAUCUCUACUUUGCAGUGAACAUGCUUAUGCAGGAAUUUCGAAUAGAUAUUUUUUUCAGAUUUUUUUUCUUUUUUUACUGCCGAUUUAUGUCUGUGCUGUCUGUGAAAUGUUCUCUUCUCCCCACCUCAUUGGAAAUGCCAAUAGAGCCUCAGUUGUAGUGUUGGAAGGCUUCCUUAUACAUUUACGUGAGUUCACUGAUGGAUCAUAAACAAACCUCAGUCUUAUCUUAAAGCUGGAAUUCCACCUGCAAAACACAAAUAAAUACAGGACCCGUGUUUUUAAUUGUUGAUCUGUUUGUUAGCUGUGGUUUCUUCAUUGAGAAGGUAGCAUGUUUUUAAGGAGUUUCUCUGAUGAUUAUUUAGACUUGUACUCUGAUUUUUCCAAAUGAAAGAUAAGUUCUGUUCUCAGAAACCUAAGCUGGAUAUGCUUAGUUUAGAUGAUGAUCACAGAAAAUUAACAAGUGACACUCUGAAGGUUGAACUAUUUUAAACAGCAGACUAGGUCCAAGUGACAUCUAAAUGCAUUUGAGUGAUACCUGCCUAGAGAAGGCAGACAAGUGUUUAAACAAGGCUGUGAUGCUAACACUGUAUUAAUCUCUGUAAAAAGCUAAAAUAAAUACUGCAUUUAUUGUUCUUGCCAGAUGUGCCUUCUAUAAAUAUUUGGUGUAAGUUAACUUUUCAAAAAUCUUUGAACGCUUCACAUUUGAAAUUUGAGUUUUGUGGAUUACAAAUACAAUGUCUAGGCCUUGUAAAUUAGUCUUUAUAAAUUGCUGCUGUUUGUGGGUCAGUUUGUAAGUCAUUUAAGAGCUUUCUUGUGCAUUUGGAAAAGGCUUCGGAUUGUAUGUCUCUUUGUAUUUACAUUGGUAGCUACUAACUAGCAAGAGAAUAAUGGAAAGAAAAGGUGGUUGCUUUGUAGCUUUCUGCUUUGGGUCUGCAGUACGAGCUCAUGUUUUCUAUCUGCUGUACCACCACAGUAAUGCCUUUGAUGUUCUUUAAGGACCUGGGUGAUGCUCCAUUGAAUUUUCUGUUCUGAUGACACAGUCACUGGUCCUCACUUAUGCAAGUCACAGGCAUUACUGUAAAGCAGCCUUUUUUUCCCUGGAUUUCACAAAAAAUGUAUUUUUUGGCAGUUUAUCAUCAGAGUAAGACAAGAAGAAGCAAUGAAGCAUACAUUCCCUUAGCUCCCCGUUUCUCUACGAAGUGCUGAUUGGAAAAUCUAAGGUGGUAGCACCAUGAUGCAGAAGAACAUUGACCACCUCCUUUUCCCCCACCCCCCAAUAAUUAUAAAUUAUGUGGGUUUUCUUUUGGUUUUAUGAGCAUAGUCAAUUGCAUCUGUUAAAUUGCUGUUAUGGACUAAGAAUAAGACAGAUAAUGUUGGCAGCUACUCCAUGUAAUUAAGCAUUCUGCAAAACGUUUUGCUGGCCCCUCUAUGCUUAAAUUUCCUUAAAUACAAAGCCUGUACAUGUUCUCUUGUGUAUGGAUUUAUCUACAGAAUGUGCCAAAGUGACUUGCUUUGUUAUGCUUAUUUUAGACAGAGAAAUGCAGGAUAUAACUUGCUAUGUGUGGAAAGUGCUUUGUUUGAUUUUGUUAAGUUACUGUUUGUUUUUAAAACUGGUUGUAUUUAAAAUAAAAUCUUUCUUUUGUAUCUAGUGAUUAUAAUUGGAAAAUUAUAGCAUUUGGAAUGUUUCCAAACAUGUGAAUGUUAAAAUAGUGUCAAGAAAUGUAACUAUAGGAUGCAAUUUUUCAGUGUCUCUCUUGGGCCAAAUCUCUGAGAAAUGGCUUUCUGUGGCAUGCAGAUAAACUGCUUACACACAGCCACAUUUGAAAAUGUUAGAAUAUCCCAGUGCCUACUGAAGUAGGUGUUUUCUCUUUUAAUAAUAAAUCUUCCUGAAAUAC
Cygnus atratus (black swan) is the source of this 3325-nucleotide messenger RNA. It is a transcript of the gene LITAF, whose product is annotated as lipopolysaccharide induced TNF factor. The record is from RefSeq and is a predicted model, not a curated record. Bases 142 to 732 code for a protein of 196 amino acids. Gene Ontology annotation, biological process: regulation of cytokine production. The transcript has 5 exons. Gene Ontology annotation, molecular function: zinc ion binding. Lineage: Eukaryota; Metazoa; Chordata; Aves; Anseriformes; Anatidae.